CCUUGAACCAGCCCGUCUACGGAUUAUUAGACAUUCCCUGCUUGAACCUGAACCCAUCUUCUUUUACUGUCUAUGCUUGAACCAGAUCGCUUUAAAAAGACUUUGCUUGAAUUGCUUGAACGGAAGAGUCAGGUCAACGCAAGGAUAAAUAAUCAGUAGCACGAGGUUCACUAGACUCCAAGAGUUUAAAGUCGGCUAUAUUCGGUAGCUGACGAUAUGAAAUAACUGCAAGGAAGGACUACAGGGACAUUUACUUUAAAGCUGUCUGUCAUGGCUGGAUACUGUAGGACUGCGUUGAUAUCAACUCUGCGUCGUUCGUUCGGUGAAAUUCGGCAACCAUGCACCAAGAUAUUUCAUCUAAACAAACCUUCUCCAACCCAAGUCAUGUGGCUUUCAUGUAACCGACAUGAUCGGCCACGGUAUCAUCACUGGUCUACCAGUCAAUCACAUACCUUUCUUCUGAACGUCAAGUCAACGUGGACGUCAUGUCGGAGUAUCCAGUCGCCCGAGGCAGGUGCUCCAUUCAAGGAGAAUGAGUACCCACCUCUACCAGAGUAUACGGAAAACUCAAAUCCUGAGACAAAGGAUGUUUACGUAGUCCAUAUCAAGGGCUUGGUCCGGUCUUGCAAGACAGAGGAUAUAUUGGAGUUUUUCUCUGAUUGCAGGAUUCGUCAAGGGGCAAAAGGAGUUCAUUUUAUGCAUCACAAAGAUGGGAGGCCGAAUGGACAAGCCGUCUUGGAAAUGGAGACUGAGGAGGAUGUCAGCAAGGCUCUGGAGAGACACAAGCAGUACCUAGGAAGUCGCUAUAUUGAGGUGUUUGAGGUGGCAGAAGAAGACGAGCAGGGAGUCAUGCAGAGCAUUCUGCAGGGAAUCAGUCCUCCAGUGAAUGAAGGAGUGGUCAGGCUCAGAGGCAUGUCUUUCAGCUGUACAGAGAAGGACAUCAUCCAGUUCUUUUCAGGAUUGGACAUUGUGGAGAAUGGGGUGACUCUGCUACUUGAUCGAAAAGGGCGGUGCAAAGGGGAUGCAUACGUUCAGUUUGCCUCCCAGGAGAUGGCUGUGAAGGCGCUGGAAAGAGACAGGGAAGUGAUGGGACGCAGGUAUAUUGAGAUAUUCCCCAGCAGUAAAAAGGAGAUUCGCCAGAAAACCCAGGAGCCAGCUGAUUUUCCAAAGAACAGAACCCCCUAUCCAAACAGAGGCACGCACACCCCUGCAGCCUCAGAGACCGCUGGAAUACAUCGGCUCAGAGAAGGAAGAUCUGCUCCAGUCUCUGCUGUUCCCAUUCACUAUGUGCACAUGAGAGGGCUACCAUUUGGAGCUACGGCUGAGGACAUUGUCAAAUUCUUUGCUCCAAUGAGGGUCGCUAGGAUCAUGAUGGACUAUCGCUCAGACGGCCGGGCAAGUGGUGAGGCAGAGGUGCACUUCAGAAACCAUGAGGAUGCAGUGGACGCCAUGUCCAAAGACAAGGAGUAUAUUGGUAACCGAUAUAUUGAGUUAUUUCUGCACUCAAAUAGUGAACAGUCAUAAGGUAGAAGUCACCAUCUCCUACAACCCAGCUGCAAUAUUUAUUGGACUAUGUGCUUAACAUGACUAGUGUAAUACAAUAAACCACAUCCUUUCUAUGUGUUA
Messenger RNA from Sardina pilchardus (European sardine), 1626 nucleotides. It is a transcript of the gene grsf1, whose product is annotated as G-rich RNA sequence binding factor 1. Lineage: Eukaryota; Metazoa; Chordata; Actinopteri; Clupeiformes; Clupeidae. Bases 271 to 1524 code for a protein of 417 amino acids. The transcript has 10 exons. The record is from RefSeq and is a predicted model, not a curated record. Gene Ontology annotation, molecular function: RNA binding. Gene Ontology annotation, cellular component: ribonucleoprotein complex.